AUGGCCGCCAAUUUCCCCCACAGCGACUCAUCCGCUGUCGCUCAGCCAGCAAUGGCUGCCCCGGCGCCACCCAAGGCCGGCAACAGGCUGGACAUUAGCAAUCUCAUGUCCCCCCCUGAGAACCUGCUCGAGACUUUUAACCAGGCCAAGGCCCGUCGUCAAGAAUCAAAGACGCUCAAUGAAAUGACUUCACAGCCGCUGCCCAUGUCGCCGCCUAUCUCGCCUUACACCAAGACGGUCUCCAGCAACGCCAGCAACGGCGACAACACUCCAAGCACGCCUCAGAGCUCGACUAUCCAAGAUCCGGUUCUUUAUCCCAUCGAUGAGGCGUCGCCAUCGGGCCUGCCACAGCCGCCAUUGUUUGCUCCUGCCGAGGAUGAAGAUACCCAUAUGCAAAUCGUCGAUGACCAUGUCCGAGCUCUAGAAUCGACCGCCAACCUCUUCACUGUUGUCCCACCUCCACGCCGUGAGGACUACAAGUUGAUGAUCUCCAUCAAGUCGCAGGUCAUGAAGAACUACAACAGCAACCCCAGGGCAUGGCUGCGAAAGGAGCGAGCUUAUCUCAUUGCCGAUCGAGAGGCCGCCCUUGGAGCUCGUCGUCUGCCUCUUAUCCAGCCAGCCAAGCCAAUCGCAGCCAAGCCAGCCCGAUCUCAGCGCGCUGAUCGAGUCUUUGAUCGAGUAUCCAGCCGGGUCUCUAAGCCACACGCCCCACGGCCAAUUCGCUCCAGCGGUGCUCCCACCACUGCUGCUGUUGCCGCUGCUGCCUCUUCUCUCGCUUUGGCUUCGCCCAUCGCUGCUGCUCGAUCUACUGCUGGCCGACGUCGUCCAAGUGCUACGCCAGAGCCUUCUCGCCGCAUUGUUGCUCCUAGCCGCGAGGACAAGAACUUCCAGGUCCUCCAGGACUUCUGCCCGCCUCUCAGUUCUCUCUCUGACCGCGCUGCCUCUCAGCUGAAGCCAGACUGGAAGGGCCAGCCAAUUGACCUCAGCAACGACCCCAACCGGAAGCUGCUGCACCCUGCCGAGCUCAACCUCGCCAGCGGUCUCCGUCUGGACUGUGCCACGUACCUCACCAGCAAGCGACGCAUGUUCAUGCGACGUCUCGAGCGCUUCCAGAACAACAAGGAGUUCCGCAAGACUGACGCUCAGCAAGCCUGCAAGAUCGACGUCAACAAGGCCUCUCGACUCUGGGUUGUCUUCAACAAUGCCGGCUGGCUCGAGCCUCACUGGAUGGUUCCCUUCAAGGACGUCAAGAUCGAAUCCACCACUCGAUAA
This is a messenger RNA of Trichoderma asperellum CBS 433.97, 1272 nucleotides long. The record is from RefSeq and is a predicted model, not a curated record. NCBI's taxonomy places the organism in Eukaryota, Fungi, Ascomycota, Sordariomycetes, Hypocreales, Hypocreaceae.